This is a messenger RNA of Daktulosphaira vitifoliae (grape phylloxera), 1518 nucleotides long. Its product is annotated as cytoplasmic dynein 1 light intermediate chain 2-like. Bases 140 to 1390 code for a protein of 416 amino acids. Gene Ontology annotation, cellular component: cytoplasmic dynein complex; centrosome. Gene Ontology annotation, biological process: microtubule-based movement; microtubule cytoskeleton organization. The transcript is spliced from 5 exons. The record is from RefSeq and is a predicted model, not a curated record. Gene Ontology annotation, molecular function: dynein heavy chain binding. NCBI's taxonomy places the organism in Eukaryota, Metazoa, Arthropoda, Insecta, Hemiptera, Phylloxeridae.
UUUUUAUAAGUGAUAUAACGUUUGAUGAUAACUAUCAACAAUUGAUAAAUUACCAAAUAUUUCUAAUUUUACUCUUUCAAAAUAGAAACUAAUUCUCCACAGUAUUUUUAGUAAUUAUUUUUAAUUUAAUUUUGCAAUUAUGGAUGCUAGUACGUGUACACUUAAUAAUGACUCUAAUCAUUGGAAUAGUUUAUUAUUGGAUGUUCAAAAUAAAAGUCGAAAAAAAUUACCCGAAAAUAAAAAUGUAUUAUUGCUAGGUGAUAGUAAAUCAGGUAAAACUACAUUAGUAACAAAAUUGCAAGGUUUAAAAGACUCUAAACAAGGAUGGGGUAUGGAGUAUGGUUAUAUUCAAAUACGCGAUGACAGCACUGAUGAGAAUGCCCAGUUAAAUGUCUGGACUUUGGAUGGAGAUAGAUCUUUAAAGUAUUUAAUGAAGUUUGCUUUAAAUGAAUACAACUUUGAAGAUACUACAAUAAUUUUAGUUGCCUCUAUGAAACAACCUUGGAAAAUAAUGGAAUCAUUAGAGUAUUGGUCAGCUAGAUUGCAGGACCACAUAGACAAAUUAAAUUUGGGAAUGGAACUUACACAGAAUCUUAGAGAUAGAUGUGUUGAUAGAAUAAUUGAUUAUUGUUCUCCUGAUGAUCCAACUCAUGAAGUAUGCCCUAAGGUUAGAUUGCUUAAUGAAGGAGUACUUACUAGAAAUCUUGGGCUAGAUGUUGUUGUCGUCAUAACUAUGACUGAUUGUAUAAAGAACUUAGAAAUAGAUAACUAUUCUGAUGAACAUUUUGAUUAUAUCCAGUGUGCUCUAAGAAAAUUUAGUUUACAGUUUGGAGCUUCAUUAUUCUAUGUAUCUGCUAUGGAAGAUAAAAACUGUGAUUUAUUAUAUAAAUAUUUAAUGCACAGGAUUUAUCGUUUUCCAUUUAAAACACCUGCAUUAAUUGUAGAAAAAGAUUCUGUGUUUGUCCCUUCAGGAUGGGAUUCAUUGAAGAAAAUUUCAGUAGUUUAUGAGAACAUGCAUAAAAUUAAUCCAGAAUCUCAUUACAGUGAUGCUAUACCACAUCCUUAUGAAAAAAAUCAUAAGGAAUAUGAGCUACAAGACGAAGAUGAACAAGCAUUUUUAGCUAAACAGUUAGUAUUGCUUAAUCAAACAGUUGUUCAACCACAGACACCUGUUGCAAGAAAAUCUCCUGAAAUACAAAAGCCAUUGUCUACUAAGCGAGAUGCUGAAAAUCCUCCAGCUAGUAGUGAAAGAGCAUUGGCUAGUUUCUUUAAUGCAUUAUUGCAAAAAAAACAAGAAUCACCUUCAUCUAGAACUCCAUCUAAAAUAUCGAUUGAUAAUACAAGUUCACUACAGUUAGAUUCAAACUGUGAUGAAACUCGCCAAAAUUGAUUUGUCAAAAUUUCAUUACUUCAGUUGUAUUUAUGUUUAUAUUCUAUACAUACACAAAUAUUAUAGCUUAAAAUUGUACAAAAUUUCUAUAAAAAUUAAAUAAAAAAAGUUUUAUUUUAUUUUAAUAA